This is a messenger RNA of Cannabis sativa, 1654 nucleotides long. RefSeq lists its product as uncharacterized. Gene Ontology annotation, biological process: proteolysis. Bases 303 to 1379 code for a protein of 358 amino acids. The record is from RefSeq and is a predicted model, not a curated record. Lineage: Eukaryota; Viridiplantae; Streptophyta; Magnoliopsida; Rosales; Cannabaceae. The transcript is spliced from 3 exons. Gene Ontology annotation, molecular function: cysteine-type peptidase activity.
UUUUGGAACUUUUUUUUUAUGUCUUUAUUUUUUAUUGUUUUUGUUUUGUGAUAUUUGUUACAUUGUGGAAUUAUCGUAUGCUUACCGUAUUUUUUUGAUAUAUAUUUUUUCAGGCCACUGGUUCAGAACCUCAGCCCAGUGCACCAUCUUCAUCAGGCGUUCGGGGUGCCGAGUACACUGAUUUAGUGGCGAGGUUGGAUAGGAUCGAGGCUGACACUCAGGGUCUGUAUGCUGCUCAUGUCGAGCUGAAGAAGGCAUACGAGACCAGCCAUGUAGAGCUGAAGGGUGGUCAGAACGUAAUUAUGGAGCAGCUCAGAGACAUAUUGGCCAUGUUGAAUCAUCCGCCAACGACAGCUUCAGCACCGGAGGCCCCAGCAGAUCCAUCUACCCCACCACCAGCUGCCUCACCCCCAGUAGAAGAGGAUGAGGUCUUCCCCGACGAUUACGAUCCUUAUGAGGGAGCUCCAGCAACUCCGAUCGAGGCACAACCUCUUAUCCAUGUACAUGACACCGAGUCGCAGGGUGAGAUUCUGUCGAUAGAGGCACAACCUGCAGUGGUUAAGAGUCGGAAGAGGAAGACAAAGCCUCGUGUAUGGUUCGGUGACUAUACGGAGAUGAAGAGGAGACAUAGGCCAUCUUCGACUUUUGAUCCCCUGGAGCCACCGGAUGAGAAAUUGUUAACCACUUUCCGAAAGUGGUGUGUUGGACUCAUUCCGAACCACCGACUUCGGGAUUUGAGAAGUGGUGAUUACGGUCCAGGAUUCUUUUGGAUAAUGCUCACACCAAAGGAAUGGCUUACAGAUGACCAUAUAGAUGCAGCAAUGCAUAUGCUGAGGAGGCGACGCACCGACUAUCCACUGACAUUUCCUCAGAAGGGUGUCAUUCUCUCCACAUUCGUGACCGCCAUGAUCAGCAGUGCAUGGACGAGCCACAAGGGUCCGAGGAAAAACUUUGUGUGGGAGGAUUAUAUCCUGGACUACUGCAGAGGGGUUCAUAAGUCCCAAGUCUUUGAGAGAUGGAGGGGUAACGAGUUUAUUUACUUCGUUCUGAACCUUCCCGAGGCAAGGCACUGGGUCACAGUUGAAGUCGAAAUAGAGCUGUGGAAAAUUAAUGUCUACGACUGUGAUUCCAGCGUCUGUCAUUGGACCGUCUUGGAACCCAUCCUGAAGCUUUGGGGAGAACUGCUGCCCUCGCUAAUCCUUGCCACCGGGGAAUUUCCACAUAACAACCAGAUCAUGGCGUUAGCUAACUGUGACAUCACGGUGCUUCCAAAAAUGCACCCGACUCGAGCCACUCACGACUUAGUUCCGAAGUCAACAACCAGGUACAUAGCGAUAAAAAAGUACUAUAGUAUUAAAAUAUGUUUUACGUUAGACUGACUUUACAUUUUAUUUUGCAUUUAGUGGUGAUUGUGGCGUCUAUUGCAUUGAGUAUGUGGAGCAUCUCAUGAUGCAGCGUGGAUUGACCGAUGUGACGCCAGACCGGAUAGCUAUGUUUCGUCAACGGUGGUGUGUUGAUUUAUUUUACCAAAAUGUCGGCUGAUUAUAUGUGUAAUUAUUGGGACAUUGUAUAUUUUGUGUAAUUAACAUUACAGUUAUGUAUAUAUAGAUUUUCUUUUCGUUCAAAUUUUGAUAAUUAUUCGUGGUUUCAAAUA